Colletotrichum chrysophilum is the source of this 822-nucleotide messenger RNA. RefSeq lists its product as uncharacterized. The record is from RefSeq and is a predicted model, not a curated record. Lineage: Eukaryota; Fungi; Ascomycota; Sordariomycetes; Glomerellales; Glomerellaceae. The transcript has a single exon. Bases 1 to 822 code for a protein of 273 amino acids.
AUGCAGCCUACUUUGGUUCUUCAGGUCCUCAUGGCCGCCUCUGUGGCCCAGGCCUCGUGGUUCAACUUCCACAAGGAGGAAGCUCGCGAUGGACUUCUAAGGAGACAGUCAGGAGGCACCUCUGCUGCCGCCGAGACCACAACUUCCGCCGCCGCCGCGACGACGACCACAUCUGCUGCCGCAGCUACAACCACUUCAGCCGCUGCUGCUACCACAACCACUCCUUCCGCCGCCAGAACCACCACCACCCCGGCCGCUACUCCCAGCGCAACCACUCCCGCUGCCACGACGACAACUCCCGCUGCCUCAGCUGAAUCCACGACUUUGAAGACCAGCACUACAUCUGCUGCCGGAAACUCGGACACCGCGAGUGGCGAGGCUGCUUCCUCUACUCCCACUACCACCGCUCAGCCUGUUACCUCUACCAUCAGGACCGUCAUCACAACGACCAACUCUGCUGGCGUUGCCACUUCCUUCACUUCCGAGUCGACCGUCACCAGCACACCCGGACUCAACGAGUCUAACUCUGGCUCCUCUUCUUCCGGCAUGUCAUCACAAACCCGCAAUACCGUUAUUGGUGUCGUCGUUGGUGUCGGUGGUGCCAUCGUUCUCGGCGCUCUGGGUUUCGUUGCCUGGAGAAUCUGGGGCAAGAAGAAGCAGGCGGAGGAGAACGACGGCCUGAUGGAAUACAACAACCAGUACGGCAACGAGGCCAAGGUCGAGGUCGGCAGCGCCCAGGGCUCCACCGGCCGCACGCCUUUCCAGUCGACCCUCGAGAGCUACCACGCACCAAGCCAGGUCAACGCGUCGUCCAACUUCUAA